Messenger RNA from Trichoderma virens Gv29-8, 2582 nucleotides. RefSeq lists its product as uncharacterized. The transcript has a single exon. The coding region runs from base 1 to 2529 and encodes 842 amino acids. The record is from RefSeq and is a predicted model, not a curated record. Gene Ontology annotation, molecular function: zinc ion binding. Lineage: Eukaryota; Fungi; Ascomycota; Sordariomycetes; Hypocreales; Hypocreaceae.
AUGCCAGAACUCCCCGCCUUCAGGGUCCUCGGCAUCAUCUUCAUCCUCUGGUGGAUGCUGCCGGGCAGCGACUACCAGAGCCAGUCGGUCGCAUUAUCAGAUCUCGUUGUCUCGCGACUUUCGCACUACCGCGCAUCCCUCGAUGUGCUGAACACGACGCACUGGGCGGACUUUGCUCCCGUGGUGGAGGACGAUGGCGAUCACGCGAGCCCCAGAUAUGUCAACCUGACGGGAUUUAGAGAGGAGGACCACUUGUCGUGGCAGGAUCUGGGCCGGUUUCGUGAAAGAGGUCUGCAGUUCAGUCGCCAUGCCAUGCUAGCAGUUGACGGCGAGCAGCUCUGGGAUGUUGCACAGGGGGAGGCGGUAUGGGCAAACGCUUCGGGGGUUCUUCUUGGGCAGUGGGUACGCCGCCAGGAGACAAUCCCGAGGACAUACGACAGCUACAAUCUCAGCGAAAGCGUGCCUUCUAUGCACUGGAUCGGGGAUAAAACAGACUGGGCUCGUAACGUGACCGGCGGUACUGGCAGGCUCCAGGUACGGCUGACGGGAAACGAGACGGUGGCCGAAUACGAGCAGCUCUCCAAGGUCGAUGCUCCCCUCUCUGGAGGCUUGAUACGCAACGUGAAGGCGGUAGUGACGGUUGAAGACACCGAGGGAUCAGGAUUGAGCUGGGAGAUGGUUCUCUUCGGCGUGCAUUGGCCACGACAGGGCGUCAUCAUGAUGGCAACAACAAGCGAGAAGUUCGACGGCAUCUUUGGGCUACCGCAUCUGACCCCUGGGCCCGACUAUUUCCAGUCAAGUCAGCGGUUUCUGAACCAAACUCUUGAGCACACUAUAGCUACCAAGGAAAAGAACAUCUACUCCGACCAGAACAUACCAUGGAAAUCCAACUUUGAGAGCCCCCUCCACACUCGGAAUCCCUCUCCACACUGCGAGUACGUCGUGUAUCUUCAGACCCAUCCCCCAAGCAGACAGAGCUUGGGUCUUGGGUCUGCCAUUCCCAAAGGGGAGAGCAUGGCAGAGAUGCUACAAGCCAUCGAGUCAGAGCUGGAGUCUCCACUCGGUGCGCCCAUCAAGCACAUCCCAAAGCUCCAAAUGUCAGCGGUUGUAUACUCACCCGACUGCGGCCUCUUCAUGGAGUCAAAGGGGCCUCCGGAUUUCCCCCGGAGCGAGGGCGAUCACCUCCUCGGCGUGAAAUUCGAGGUGCAAAUCAGCAGCAUCAAUUAUUGGCUGCUCGCAUACGCGGUGAUGAUGUUUGGCCAGGUCAUGUUGCUCAAGGGCCAGAUGAAGGAGACGUAUACCCCGUCUACCCUUGGAAGAGUCAGCUUUUGGACAAUCAGCAUGAUGCUCAUUGCCGAUGGCAUGACUUUUAGCGCGGCUGCGUCGUGGGUUGCCACGGCUCAGUAUACCUUCUUGCCAACCCUAACGCUCACGUUUGCGUCCUUCAUGUCCAUGACUAUAGGGGGGAGCCUGCUUGCCAAGAUUCACGAGGUCCAAACACCACCGCCUCGCACUCGCCGAGAAGGGACGCAAGGUGCAGCUGGUCCAAACAGCGGAUCGACCAGUACGGCCUCCUCAGCACCGCUAACACCAAAUCGCACGGGCACGGCAACAGGCCCAAUACUCCCUGGGCCGGUAACAGCAGGACGUGGCCUCGGUAAUCCGGCUGUUGCCAAUGUAGGCGCCGCUGCCAGCAUCGCAGAUGGCGCCUCGGCCGUGCCUGGCGCAGUCACAGCUGCUGCGAGACCAGGUGAACCGCCUACGCAAUCUCCGACGUUUCAGUCACUCAUGGGCCGGUUUGUGCUCGUAGGCGCCCUCGUCAUGUUCGUCAGCGUCUCGUCCAUAGCAUGGUACAUGACGGCGCGCUCAUGGUUCCUCAACAUCUGUGCCCUUGUCUAUCUAUCCAUGUGGAUCCCCCAGAUAUACCGCAACAUCAUCCGCAACUGUCGCCGCGCCCUCAAGUGGCAGUUCGUCAUCGGCCAGUCCCUCCUCCGUCUUCUCCCACUGGCAUACUUUUGGCUCAAGACGGACAACUUCCUCCUCACGCGGACGGAGCCCCGGGCCUUUGCCGUGCUUUGCCUUUGGGUCUGGCUGCAGAUCUUUGUGCUCGCGACGCAGGAUGCCGUGGGGCCUCGAUUCGGCAUUCCCAAGGGCUGGAUGCCCGAUGCGUGGGACUAUCACCCCGUCCUCAGAGAAGACAACGUCGAGGCUGGGGGGCUGCCCAUUGGACUUGGUGCCGAGGACAGCCCGGGCCGUGAUCGCAGACGCAGCAGCGAGGACAGAGAUAAAGCCCGUCCUGGCAGCGGCGGCGGCACCACGCGGGCCAUCGACUGCGCCAUUUGCCGCGAGGUGCUCGAGGUCCCCGUCGUCAAGGCCGGAGAAGAAGACAUGAGCGUGACGGGGGUGUUUUCGAGGAGGAUGUACAUGGUGACUCCGUGCCGCCACAUCUUCCACAGCCUUUGUCUGGAGAACUGGAUGAAUUUCCGGCUUCAAUGCCCAAUAUGUAGAGAGGAUCUGCCACCCAUGUAAAUUCGGAGGAGCGUAAACUUAACCUAUUUAGCAUAGUGGUCAAAUGUAUAAUC